Molecule: messenger RNA, 1457 nt
Organism: Caenorhabditis elegans
Lineage: Eukaryota; Metazoa; Nematoda; Chromadorea; Rhabditida; Rhabditidae
Gene: gln-6
Product: glutamine synthetase
Exons: 4
Coding region: 48-1154 (368 amino acids)
Biological process (GO): L-glutamine biosynthetic process
Molecular function (GO): catalytic activity; glutamine synthetase activity
Source: RefSeq, marked reviewed
UUUCAGCCUUCAAAGCCAGCCCCUCGGGUAUUAUCUCGUCAGACAACAUGUCCCACCUCAACUACGAGACCCGUCUUCCGCUCGGCCAGGCAACCAUCGAUCACUUCAUGGGACUUCCAGCUCAUCCAACAAAAUGCCAAGCUACAUAUGUUUGGAUUGAUGGAACUGGUGAACAUCUUCGUGCCAAAACACGUACUAUCAACACAAAACCGCAAUAUUUGUCCGAGUAUCCGAUCUGGAAUUACGAUGGAUCUUCGACUGGACAAGCUGAUGGCCUCAAUUCUGAUCGUUAUCUGAGACCGGUGGCAGUGUUCCCUGAUCCGUUCCUUGGAGGAUUGAACGUUCUUGUGAUGUGCGACACCUUAGAUCAUGAGAUGAAGCCCACAGCCACCAAUCACCGACAAAUGUGUGCGGAACUCAUGAAGAAGGUUUCCGAUCAGCAACCCUGGUUCGGAAUGGAGCAGGAAUACUUGAUUGUCGACAGAGACGAACAUCCACUCGGCUGGCCGAAACACGGGUAUCCUGCACCACAAGGAAAGUAUUACUGCGGUAUUGGGGCCGAUCGUGCAUUUGGUCGUGAAGUCGUUGAGACUCAUUAUCGUGCUUGUCUCCACGCAGGAAUCACCAUAUUCGGAUCGAACGCGGAGGUCACUCCAGGACAAUGGGAGUUCCAAAUUGGUACUUGCCUGGGUAUUGAAAUGGGCGAUCAGCUGUGGAUGGCUAGAUACAUAUUGCACAGAGUUGCCGAACAGUUCGGAGUUUGCGUCUCUCUUGACCCCAAACCACGCGUUACAAUGGGCGAUUGGAACGGCGCUGGCUGUCAUACAAACUUCUCAACGAUUGAUAUGCGUCGACCAGAUGGAUUGGAAACUAUUAUCGCAGCUAUGGAGGGACUUAAAAAGACUCAUUCAGAAGCCAUGAAAGUAUACGAUCCAAAUGGAGGACAUGAUAAUUUGCGCCGACUCACUGGGCGGCAUGAGACCAGUCAAGCCGACCAAUUCUCCUGGGGAAUUGCUAAUCGUGCUUGCUCAGUUCGUAUCCCACGUCAAGUUGCUGAUGAAGGAAGAGGAUAUCUCGAAGACCGCCGUCCAUCGUCGAAUUGUGAUCCAUACCUGGUGACUGCAAUGAUCGUGAAAAGCGUGCUGAUCAAUUGAUUCCUUAACUACUCAUUAUUUCAUGUGAAAAAACUCGGUCUAAUUGCAAACCUUAUGAUUUCAUGUCGUAUCAUCUCACCAAUUCCUGUAAUAGUCUGUAAUUUAAACGCAUCCCAACUCAAAAAACUAACUGCAUGUGUCUUAUAAUACUUCUUUAGCCAAUCUCGAAUACAACACUAAAGCAUCUGCUUAUCAUGGGACAUUGAUAGAAAGCGCCAAAGUUCUCCCUUUCAGCUUUAAAUAUUCGGAAGAAGUGUUCAAAACGUUUAUAAGAAUUAGUUUAAAAUUUAUUAAAAUAUUGCA